Messenger RNA from Anopheles funestus (African malaria mosquito), 2286 nucleotides. RefSeq names its product facilitated trehalose transporter Tret1-like. The transcript has 2 exons. Gene Ontology annotation, biological process: transmembrane transport. Gene Ontology annotation, molecular function: transmembrane transporter activity. Lineage: Eukaryota; Metazoa; Arthropoda; Insecta; Diptera; Culicidae. Bases 77 to 1483 code for a protein of 468 amino acids. Gene Ontology annotation, cellular component: membrane. The record is from RefSeq and is a predicted model, not a curated record.
ACACUCAUGCCGAUAGUUCACUGUACAGUGAGAGUGUCAAGUACGGCUAGCAACUUCGUCCAAUUGCUGCAAUACCAUGCACUGGCGUUACAACGAAUUUCUAGCGGGAGCAGUAGCUAAUCUUGCCACGGUUUCAAUUGGUUGUGGUAUUGCCUGGUCUUCCCCAAUUUUUGAGAAGCUGUCCGAUCCCAAUCUGGAAGAUAAUCCUUUCGGAAUGGUGCUGUCCGAGAAGAAUAAGAUGUGGUCCGAGGCGGGUCUAGCUAUAGGCGGGCUAGCAGGUCCUGUACUGGCAUGUUGGAUCAAUAAGCAUAAAGGGCCACGAAUUGCGUUAUUACUUAGCAGCGUCCUGUACAUUGCGGGUUGGCUACUGUGCAUGAUCGUUGGUUCUUUCUCACUGCUAAUAGUAGCGCGCACCAUAAUCGGUUUUGCGAACGGGUACGUCCUAUUGACGGUAACGCUCUACAUUGGAGAAAUCGCCAGUGAUCGCUAUCGAGGUGCGUUAGGAUGCUACAUUCAGAUCGGCACUACGUUGGGUAUCCUGAUCGUGUACUGUGCCGGACCGUUUGUAAGCUAUCUGGCACUGCAGGCCAUCUGCUGUGCAGUUCCGAUCCUAUUCGGUACAUUGUUCCUGUACAUGCCGGAAACACCUCACUAUCUGAUACAGCGUGGACACAACCAGCGUGCAAUCGAAGCGCUUAUGUUCCUGAGAGGAGCUCGCCAUGCCGACGAAGUCAAGUCGGAGUUGGAAGAGAUAAAGCAGUACGUUAAGCGACGAGAUGGCGAUGAUGGUGUACCAACUAGAACAAUACACCAUCUGAAGCAUCUGCUGACACAUCGAGGAAAUCAAAAGGCGCUCAUGAUCAGCUUAGGAUUGGUAAUGUUCCAGCAGUGUUCGGGGAUCGACAUCAUUCUGGCAAACAGUGAGCUUCUGUUUGCCGAAUCGAACGCAUCAUUGGGACCCAUUUUUGGUACAAUUGUGCUGGGCGUGCUACAAUUUCUUUCCAGCUGUUUAACACCAUUCUUCAUCGAGCGUACUGGCCGUCGUCCAAUUCUGCUGGCAUCAUCAGUUGGGCUUGCGAUCGCAUUAGCAACACUCGGGACCUAUUUCAUGCUGAAUCGUUACACCGUUCCGGUGGAGUCUAUUCGCUGGUUACCGCUAACUGCAUUGAUCGGUUUCGUGACACUGUACAAUGCAGGUUUUGGCCCUGUUGCAUGGGCCAUUGUGAUGGAGAUUUUCGCCCACGAGCUAAAACCAACCGGUGUGACGCUGUGUGUGCUCGGUUCGGUACUGUUCGAUUAUGCCAUUUUGCAGCUAGUCAUCGUCCUCGUAAAAACGGCCGGUUUAGAUUGGGCAUUCUGGAUGCUUGCUAGCGUCUGUACUGCAGCUGGCCUGUUCUCCUGGAUGUUUGUUAUCGAAACGCGCGGACUUAACCUGCUCGCGAUCCAGGAGCGCUUGAGCGGUAUCAAGACGGUACGAUUAUGAAACCGGUGUUUCAGGCACUCAUGCACUCGCAGAUGUGUGGCAGCACUAUCGUUUCACAUUGACAUUGCCGUACGCGCGACCGCGUGUUGAUAAGCACUGUUUUCCCACCCCGUUCGUUACGAAAACAAUGCAUCACCGACCGUUUGGUGGACAUACAUAUAUACCUUCCCUGCUGCGAACAAUGUAGAGCUGGUGACAAAAUGUUUCGCGCGCGUUUUGUUUGUUUUCAACCACAAACUCGUCGUUCGGAAGCUAGGAGGUUUGCCGUGCGGACUCGCUUCAGCGAUGGCGCGAUAAUGCGUGAACGUGACGUGUGCGUUAAGUGCAGGAGAAAGAAGCCGGCUCCUGUUGUGUGGCGUCCUUUUGGACAGUCGCAGAGAACAGUAAACAUUACGCAAGACUUGAAGCGUUGUUGACGGUUUGUUGCAUUGUUCGGGGUUUCACGUGUUCGUGAUAGCGCAAGCGCUUCCCGCCUCCGAACGUUUGACUGAUAAGACGUUACAGAUGCACCGUAAACCAUUUGCAAACGUUUGAUAAUAAGCUGCGUUGAUCUGUACUGUGAUCUAAAGAGUUGUUUGAAUUAAAUACUAUAAUAAAGUAAGCAAACGUUUUAUUGAAUAAUUGCUGCAAUUAUUACCAUAAACAAAUGAUGCAUUUUGCAUUCACUAUUAAUUUAAAUAAAAUUGUUUGCAGCCUAUUUCCAUACAAUCUUGCUCGUGUGUCUACGUUAAACAUUUUUCCAUCCUUUGUAAAAUGGUAGGACAUACUGAUUCAAAGAAGAAUGAGCAUCUUAGCAUAAAGAA